AAUCAUGUCAGUAGCAACUUGCCCAACAGGCUGGAAGUUUCAGACCUCUCGGGGUCCUCGGUUGUGUUCAUGUGGACGAACAGACGAUAAAUGCCGAAUUUGUAUACAGUCUUGUUUUGAACACUAAUGUGAAGCAUGUCUAAGUGAAUUUGUUUAUAAAUAUGAUCCAAAUCAACUACAUUUUGCAUGAAAUAUUGUAGGUGACCCAUCAUGUGAUGUAGCUGACCAAUCAAAUUCACGGCUUUUUGAACGAACGUAUAAAAGCAUUCUGGUCCUUGCUUGGGAGUGCGAUGCUGUUGACUGAUACCCAUGGUGUGCUGGAAAAUCUGGCCCAAGCGAUGGACCCGAAGAGCCAUCCGGCGCUGCAAGGGUACCAGCAGAAUGCACUAAACAUCAACGCAGGAUUUGGCAGCAAAACAAAGGAGGUUGCUCAUUCUCAAUGCAAAUGAAGUCAAAAGCAAUCGAUGUAUAUGCAUGGUCAAAUGGGGAUGCAGAGAGCCCCACAAGGACAGACGGUGAUGAACCAAAUUCAGUAAGUCGUGGCACCAUGAAGGGCAUCUCAACUCAUGAGAACACAGUGCCCAACAAUGUGAACCACAGUGGUGGAGAUGGGGAUGACGGGGGCGAGGGGCCAGCUGUCCCCACCUCCCAGAAACGUGGGCGUCUAACUAAUCAGCUGCAAUACAUACUCAAAACAGUCAUGAAGGCUGUGUGGAAACAUCAGUUUGCUUGGCCAUUCCAUGUACCUGUUGAUGCAGACAGACUCAAUUUACCGGAUUACCACAAGAUAAUCCGAACACCAAUGGAUCUGGGAACAAUUAAAAAGAGACUUGAAACAAAUUAUUACUGCUCUGCACAAGAAUGUAUUCAGGAUUUCAGCACAAUGUUCACUAACUGCUAUGUAUACAACAAACCAGGGGAUGACAUCACUCUGAUGGCACAGACCUUGGAGAAGUUGUUCCUUCAGAAGGUGGCCCAGAUGCCACAAGAGGAGGUUGAAAUGUCAAUCCCUCAGAAGAAAACUCCAGGUCCUAAGGGUUUCCGUGGUCGUGGAGGCGGAGGUGUUGGAAGAGGACUAGUGACUCCUCGUGGUGUUGGGACACUUGGACCGAAAAGUGCUCCUGUAGUUGCUGCAGCAGCAGCGCAGGCCGUGGCUGCUUCUCAGCCUCCCACUCAAACGACUGUUGUGCCCCCACCAGUCAUACCACCUAACAAUACAACACCUACACCAGUGACACCACCACCUCCUCCAGUUGUGGCGCCACCUGCGCCACAACCACCACCACCGCCACCUCCUCCAGUGCUUACUCAUACGUCUCCACCCCCACUAGUAGUACCCCCUCCAAAUACACAGCUGCCACCUAUGCCAGUGAAGCCCUCACCACCACCACCUCUACCGCCACAGCCGCAGCCACAACUUCCCACUCCUAUUCCUGACAUGACAGAAAACUCAGUUAUGCCUCCAUCUGUGCUACCUCCAGCUCAGAUUACAAAAACUAAAAAAGGUGUGAAGCGGAAAGCCGACACCACUACCCCAGCUGCCAUUGUAACAAAUUCUGGUGGCAUUGACCCUGCAUCAAUAUAUUCACCUAAAAUCCCAGGCAGACUGCCUCCAACAAGACGAGAAAGUAAUCGCCAGAUCAAGAAGCCCAAGAGGGACUUGCCAGAUGACCAGGUCGUUGUAUUAGAUGAAGCUCAGCAUAGUUCUAAAAACAAGAAAGGGAAGAUCUCAGAACAGAUGAAGUAUUGCAUUAAUCUCAUCAAGGAAUUGUUUGCCAAGAAGCAUGCUACUUAUGCUUGGCCAUUCUACAAGCCAGUAGACGCUGAUUCACUUGAACUUCAUGAUUACCAUGAUAUCAUUAAGAAGCCAAUGGACCUUGGCAGUGUGAAGAGGAAACUGGAGAAUCGUGAGUACCGUACGCCAACAGAGAUGGCAGAAGAUGUGCGGUUGAUCUUCACCAACUGUUACAGGUACAACUCUGGAGACAGUGAUGUGGUGCAGAUGGCAAGAAAACUUCAGGAUGCAUUUGAGAUGAAGUAUGCCAAAAUGCCUGAUGAACCACUCCCGCCUGAACCAACGCCCCCACCCUCUGUGCCAAUGGUGGUUCCCAAAACUGAGUCUCGCACCAGUGAUCUCUCUUCCAGCAGUGAUAGUGAUGAUAGUGAUGUUGAUGAUGACAGUGAGGAGGAGAGGGAGCGAAGGCUGAAGGAAUUGCAGGAACAGUUUCAAACAAUACAAGAGCAGUUGUCCAAGUUAACAAAAGAACACAUGAACAAGUUAAAGGAGAAGAGAGAAAAGAAGAAGAAAAAGAAACGAAGCAAGGAAAAAGAAGUUGAAAAGGACAAACUUGUGGAACCCCCUGUUCUCCCACCUCCCCCUCCUGUACCGAGUGCACCCAGGAUGUCGCUGGAUCCUCCCAAACCAAAGAAAAAAUCCAAACAGAAGUCUCCAAGUUCUAAACGAUCAAGGACUAACAGUCGGUCCUCGACUAGGAGGAAAAUGCCGGCAGUGGUGGUGCCAUCCGCAGGACCGAUCCUGCCUUCGUAUGAUAGUGACGAUGAAGACAAUGCUAAGCCAAUGACUUAUGAUGAAAAGAGACAGCUGAGUUUAGACAUAAACAAGCUGCCAGGUGAUAAGCUUGGUCGUGUGGUGCAUAUUAUACAGUCAAGAGAGCCGUCCUUGCGAGAUUCCAAUCCUGAUGAAAUAGAAAUAGACUUUGAAACAUUAAAACCUUCAACUCUAAGGGAACUGGAAGCAUAUGUAAUGUCAUGUUUAAAGAAAAAGCCUCGGAAGCCAUAUUCCAAGAAGACCUCUGGUAAGACAAAAGAGGAUCUGCAGCGGGAAAAGCAGAUGGAGUUGGAAAUCCGAUUGCAGGGUGUACAACAGCAGCUGGCCGGUGGCAAGAAACCAACCACUGAACGAGGCAGUGUUGAGGCGGGAGGUGGUCAAAGUCGUCUAAGUGCAAGCAGCAGCAGUUCUUCUGGCAGCGACACAAGCAGUGAUAGCAGUUCAUCUAGCUCGUCAGAGUCGAGCGACUCGGAAUCAGAAAAGACUCCACGAAAGUUGAAGUCAAUGCCACCACGGGUUGAGUUGCCUCCUGGAAGCCCUGGACGCUCCCCACCAGUGAAGAUAAUGCUGGGAGGCAACACUCCAGUUGUGGUGUCAUCGCCACCGCCACCCUCACCCCUUAGCGCUCCUCUUCACCCAUCAUUUCCCCCUCCUCAAGCUGCGGCUAUGGCUGCAGCACAUGCUGCUGCUGUUGCUGCUGCCGCUAGUGCACAGCCCAGUCUUCCUACUCCAGUUAUUCAGCACAAGCCACUGUCUCCGGCAAGAGCCCCAAAGCCUGUAACUCACACACACAUGCCUCAGCAGCCAAGCAGACCCACGGCAAUGGCCACAGCCAAGCCACCGUUGAAGAAUACCAUUCCAGUGACACCAAGUCUCCCGGUCAGUAAACCUCCUUCCAUGUCACCGCAAGUGGAGGUGACGUCACCACCAAAGAUGCCGCUCGAAGUCAGAAGAACAUCUCCCAGAAUCCAGUCGCCACCAGAUGACUUAUCCAAACUAUUCCCUUGUGACGAUGAGCCUGAAAGCCCCAAACCCAGUCCGAAGCCAGCCCCUCCUGGGGCCACCAUAUCUGCUCACGGUGUAGGCAUAGCCUAUGGAUCAGGAUCCACAAUGUUGUCCCAGCCUUCACCUUUGGAGCCUCAAAAGGAGCCAAAGAUGUCCAUGCAUAUGCCACCGUCCCAUGCUGCUGCAGCAGCAGCAGCAGCUGCCGCCGCCGCAGCUGCAACCAAACAGAAACAGAAUGUGUUGAAGAAUGCUGGCUCCUGGUCAAGCAUUGCCACAUCCAACUCUUCACACAACAUGUCAAGGAAACCUGCUGCAGUCAACAGCUUCGAACACUUCCGUAAACAAGCCAAGGAGAAAGAAGAGAGGGAACGAGCAUUGCAGACACAGCUUCUUCAUCGUCAGCAGGUGAAGGAGAAGGCCGAGAGAGAACGUCAGCGUCAGGAACGCGAGCGACAGAGAGAGCGAGACGAGGAGGAGGCCCUGGAGCAGGCCAAACAGGCCCAGCAGGCCCAGGCUCACCACGCCGAGAUCAUACGGCAGCGCGAGGUGGAGCAGAUCAACAAGCAGAAGGAACGCGAGAGGAUGCGAGAACAGGAGCGCAGGCGCAGAGAGGCGUUGGCCAACCGUAUCGACAUGAAUGAACAGAGUGAACUAAUGGCAUCCUUUGAGGAAAUGUUAUAGUGACUACCACUCUGGGGUGUGUGUUGCCUGUUUGCUUGUGGACCUUCUGACACUGCCAGCAGGCACCGAGUUCAUGGCGGAGAGGAGGGCUGGUGGCCCUCCCAGCACGAAGAGGUCAACGACCCUCGCACCAUGAGGACAACCUGUAAAAUCAGGAGAAGUUGAUCCUCAUUCUGACGUAGGAACAGAGAUCCAGACAACUACAUGUUUCUCUUAAGCCUUGUUUCUGCAUAUCAGACAAUUUAUACAGAAAAGCGUCAGUUGAUUUGACUGCAAGACAAUCUGUUAGGAAUUGUGACAAUACAAGCAAAACUUUCUGCAUUUUCAGACAGGUUCAGUGAAAGCAGAUUUUUCAAAAUGUUCAAUGCAAAGUGACAUAUGUCCUAUAAAACAGAAUCCCGAUUUGUUUUUAUUAUUGCAUGAGAUUGUAAGUUGGGGUCCAGUUAUGUGAUUCUUUUUCAUCGAUCCAGUUGACAUCUUGAAAAUCAGAUUAAGUUUCCUUGAGCAAGUCGUAGUGAUUCCACAACAAGCCAUCCUAACAGAAUGAAUGGUACAGUGUUUUGCUGUCGACUUGAAGAUGUAGCUGUGGUGGUCAGACCUAUUGCCAGCUUGGAUGUAAAGACAGAUUAAUUUCUCAGGAACUGUACAGAGCAUGUUAUGCAAGCCGGCUGGCGCCCAUCCUCCUCCACAGGGGCUCAGCAUCAUUUGCAACCUAAGCACUUAAAACAAGUUCAAAUGAUCACCUGUUGUAUAUAGGCAUUCAUUCUCAUGCCCUUUCUAGCAAUAACUGUUCACUGUGAAGUAUUAGUGAUUUACCUAUGGCCAAGGACUGGUCUAUUGUGUUUGUGCAUGCCAGGUGUUCUUUAUGUGAUUGUUGUCAUUGUUUCCAUGGCAACUGGUCAGCCUGUAUGUGACCAGCAAUGCGUCAGAAUGGUACGGUCAGCUGUCUCAGAUUGUACAAGCUGUGUGUAGCCAUGGCCAGUGCAUGUGCAGUCCCUGUGUAGCUGAAGUAGCUAGCCACAAUGUGUUCUAGUCACAAUGCCGCAUAAUCCAUAUUGUGCAGUAGGACUGUAACAAUACAGGGGGCACUAUACAUAUAUAUUCAGUGCGAAAGGGGGCGAUAUGAUGCGUAAUGCAUUGCACCACAAUUGAUUGAGGUUUCCGCAAGUUUUUCUGUCAGAUUUAAAGCACAGGUUUGGGAUCUUUAUCAUGAAAAUAUAGCAUUUAAGGUAUGCAAUGCACUGUAUAACGCCUGUAUGUGAAUGUGUUGUAUCUCAAUACAAUACUGUAUCGCUGUAUCGUUACAACCCUUUUGCAAAGUUGCAGAAAUAACACUGGAAUUUAUAUAAUCUGGAAUCCAGAGGCCCCGCUAAUAUUAUGUACGAUGUAUAGUUAAAAUUGUAGCAGAUAGACUGAUUUAGUACGAGCAUGUUACAAAAUAUGAGCUGCAUUAUUUCGAAGGGACAUUUAAUAAUGGCUGUUAUUAUUAUUGAUUUUGCUUCAUAUCUGCAAAGUCAAAGGAAAAUUGAUUUAACCAAGUUCACUGAUUAAACACCAUUGAAUACAUAUUUGGUUGGAUAAAGGUCUAAUUGAGCGUUACUGCAUGCUAACUGGCAUUUGAUUGUCUAUCCAGGUUGCGAAGUAAUGUUAUUUCUGUUUAGAAAUAUUUGCUUUUUGGACAAAUAUUCAUCUCUGAACUAUGCUAUACAAAUGGUCAGAUGGAGAGUAACAUCUCUUUGAGGUUCUAGAAAUCGGAAAUUGUUUUAUAUCUUGGGUUGGGGGGAGGGGGACCCAACAUGCUGGUUGCGACAUGACGUCAUACUUCAGCCAGCUAGUGUCAUUUCCUUCUGACAUCUCAUAUAACAUUCAGGUUGGUGCUAUCGUCAUCAUUUUUCUGGCAGUAUUAAAUCUCUUUUCUUUAUUCCUCAUAUUCCUAACAUCUUUAGAGUACAUACUGCCUCAUUCUGAGGGUGGUUUGCGCUGCCGACAAUGCACAUGUCCAGUUGUUCCAUUCCUUAUCCUCAGCUGUUUGAUAAGUAUGAAUAUGAAAAUGUGACAGUUUUUCCUGUGUAUCUGUCAUUUUCCCUAGCUUAAGGUAUGCCUGUGUUCUUUUAAAAUAUUCAUAUCUAGCGAUGUGAAUAACUGCCCAUAGUGAGGAGUAUUUCUGUACAUUUUUGAGGAGCUUAAUAUAUUAUAUGAUCUGGAGUGAUCUGAUGGAUGAAUGGGUAGAAGUUUGAGGGCAAGGCAUUCCGAUUGUACACCUUAGCUCGGAAGUAGGUCUAUACAUUUCAUGUUAUCAUCAAAAGCCAUUAGCUGGUAUCAUUUUGUACUUAAUCUUGUCAAUCCAGCUUGGUUUGAUCAUCAUUUCCACAUCAUAUAAAUAGGGUGCUUGCAUGUUUCAUUUUCAUCAAAAGGAUCAUCAUCUAAUACUUUCUUCUUGAGUAUGCCAUCAAACAUGUUUCAGUGACUCAGAUUUUGUAACAUUUCCGUAGAUUUGUACUUUUGUUAUUUGUGUAGUAUGAGAGUAUUUGUAUCUAUAUUGUAGGCCUUUACUUUGUGUUCUGUAGAUUAGCGUCCGGAUGAUGCUGCUCAUUGGAGUUAUGUCCCCUUGCACAAAACAUUAUUUUUUUACUUUUCUAUAUGUCUGCAUCUGCUGAUUCAGUUAUAAUAGCAACAUGGACUUCAUUCCAAGGCUUGAACUGCCAUUUGUCAUUCAAUUGUGAGGAAAGCAAGGAUAUAUUAAAUACUGGAAGUGUUUAGCUGUACAGUCUUGCCAUCUAGUUAUCUGUGAAUGUAAAUCUUUAUAUUUACAAAUUUGCAUUUCCCAUGUUUGUAAAUCGUUAUAUUUACAAAUUGGCGUUUCCCCAUGUUCCAUUUCCACUUGAUACAGGGGACAUAACUCUGUAUGUGCUAGCAUCAAUAUGGCUGUAUGUUGCUUGUGACACUACCAUGUGCCAGCCAGACUGAGGAGAGAUCACAAAGAAAGUUGCUGUGUGAGAGAAAGAGAGAGAGAAGCUAUUGUCCAUCAGGUGUAUUUAAUGAUUAUUUAACUAUUGCUGUUGAGUGUUUCUUCAUAGUAUGGACGGACAGAGAAACGGGCCUGCAUGGAGGGGACCCACCUGUACUGCACAGUUAUAUUUUUGUUACCUAUUGUGUACAGCUCAAUAAAACAUCAUUGUCAGUAUUA
Messenger RNA from Haliotis rufescens (red abalone), 7442 nucleotides. RefSeq names its product bromodomain-containing protein 2-like. The record is from RefSeq and is a predicted model, not a curated record. Gene Ontology annotation, biological process: chromatin remodeling; regulation of DNA-templated transcription. Lineage: Eukaryota; Metazoa; Mollusca; Gastropoda; Lepetellida; Haliotidae. The transcript has 23 exons. Bases 440 to 4255 code for a protein of 1271 amino acids. Gene Ontology annotation, cellular component: chromatin; nucleus.